Molecule: messenger RNA, 1020 nt
Organism: Linum trigynum
Lineage: Eukaryota; Viridiplantae; Streptophyta; Magnoliopsida; Malpighiales; Linaceae
Source: the annotation of a GenBank genome assembly
AUGCAUUAUGAUGGCCAUAUGGAAAACUCAGAUAAAAAUGGCCAUUACGUGGGAGGGAAAGUACAAUAUUGGGAUUAUGUUGAUCCUGAUUGUUUGUCAAUCCUAGAGUUAGAUGGACUUCUUACUGAUGUCGGAUAUUUGGUGCAAGUGAAGACUAAAGACAUAGAAGAGUAUAGAAUCUUGAAUGGUUAUGCAUACUACUACAAAGUGAAUGGACAGAAUAUGAGGGAAGGGUUGGUGGAAUUGAAGAGUGACCAAGAAUUGUUGGCUAUGGCUCAAGAAGUUGUUGAAGACAAAAAAGUUGUUGAGGUCUAUCUUAUCAAGAGAGUUGAGUUAGAAAGUGGUAGGAAAAGGGACUCAGAUAGAGUUCCAAUCCCACAAAAUGAAGGUGGAAGUGAGUCUGAUGGGGACAGUGGGUUUGUGGAUGAUGAAAAUGAAGCCAGUGAGGAUGACUUUGAUAUAAAUGACUUCGAAGGUGGAGGGUACAACCAAAAUCUCAUCAUUGAUAAUGUAAUUGGUGAAGAUGCCGACACCGAUUGUGGUGAUUCGGACUACUUGGGCAGUGUUCACUCGAGUGACGAUGAAGGUAGUACUAGAAGAAGGUUCCAAGAAUUUAAUCCGGCAAGAGAUAUGGAAAAUCCCCAAUUCUUUUUAGGGCAGAUUUUCAGUGACUUAAAGACAUUCAGGGAGGCUAUUAGAUCUUACUCAAUCAAGAACAAGUUCCCUUUGAGGUUUGUUCAUAGUGACCGUGGGAGAGUUCAAGUAUGUUGUGAGAAGAAUUGCAAAUGGAAUAUUUGGGUUUCACCUUCUCCGAAUAGGAGGUCUGUGGAGGUCAAGUCGUACAAUGGGGAACAUAAUGGGUGUGUGUUGGUGUCCCGACACAAAUGGUUCACCUACAAGUACAUUGCGAAGAAGUACUUAUUGAGGUUCGAGAUUGAUCCUAAAUGGGGUAAUGAUUCGAUAGUGCAAACUUGUGAAGAAGACUUUCACUAUACUACUUCCAGAUGGACAGCAAGAUGA